Molecule: messenger RNA, 2911 nt
Organism: Fragaria vesca subsp. vesca
Lineage: Eukaryota; Viridiplantae; Streptophyta; Magnoliopsida; Rosales; Rosaceae
Exons: 7
Coding region: 359-2911 (850 amino acids)
Biological process (GO): oligosaccharide biosynthetic process; protein N-linked glycosylation
Cellular component (GO): Golgi membrane; Golgi stack
Molecular function (GO): alpha-1,6-mannosylglycoprotein 2-beta-N-acetylglucosaminyltransferase activity
Source: RefSeq, a predicted model, not a curated record
ACUUUUCAAAGCUCUGAAAUUUCCUUUCUAGUCACACCCUGCUCCCUUAGUCAGUCAACUCUGAUAUCCAAACCGUUCAUCUCACCAUUUCCACCAAUCUGGUGCUCAAAGAUUGGUCCUUUACGGCUGCCCCAUCUCCCCAAAGCUUCGAUUUUUAUUCCAAGUAGAUCAAGUUCUGGGUUGGUUCAAUCUCAGCACGCACUGUUCUGGAGGUUUUUGCUGCUUACCCUUUUGCUAGUUUGCUCUUCUCAAUUGGGUUGGUCUCCUUUUUCAAGUUUGAACUCAAAGUUUUGAUCUUUCCCUUAUCGGGGUAUAUGUGUUCUCUCUGUGAUAUAGCUAUGAAUACUGUAACUGUCGUAUGAAACGUGUUUUACUGCCAACUGUUUUUGAUUCCAUGGCUUCUAAUAGUAGUGUUACUAGUAAGAAGCAGCGUCUGAAAGACGAUGCCUCUUUCCGGCGUUUCGUGUCACUUGCUUCGAUUACAUGUUUAGCAGUUUUCUUGCUGGUUUUCCUGUUAAGAAUGAAUUCAAGUUCGAAUUUUGAGGUGCCGAAUUCGGAUGAGUUCGAUGAUGUGUUGCCAAGGAGUUAUAAUCGAUCACUUAUUAGCCGAAGGCUUAACCUUCCAAAGCAGAAUAAGUUGUCAAUUGAGUUGGAGAAGAGAAAUCAGAUGCCUCCUAGGAAUUUAGAUCUGUAUCCGAGUCUAGCCAAGGAUCAUAUAACUGUUGUUCUUUAUGUACACAACCGGCCACAGUAUCUGAAAGUAGCUGUUGAUAGUAUAUCUCAGGUUGUGGGAAUCAAUGAGACUUUACUGAUAGUUAGUCAUGAUGGGUACUUUGAGGAAAUGAAUAAGAUUGUUGAGGGUAUUAGGUUUUGCCAAGUGAAGCAGAUAUUUGCUCCUUUCUCGCCGCAUGUCUUUCCCAAAGGCUUUCCGGGAGUGUCACCCGCAGAUUGUAAGGAGAAGGAUGAUGCUGCAGAGAAGCACUGUAAAGGGACUCCUGAUCAGUAUGGGAACCACAGGUUGCCAAAGAUUGUGUCUUUGAAGCAUCAUUGGUGGUGGAUGAUGAACACGGUAUGGGAUGGAUUGGAUGAGACUAGGGAUCACAAUGGUCAUAUUCUUUUCAUAGAGGAAGACCACUUUCUGUAUCCCAAUGCGUAUCAGAACUUGAAGAUACUGGCAGCGCUGAAGCCUAAAAAAUGCCCCCAUUGCUAUGCCGCGAAUUUGGCACCUUGUGAUGUGACUGCCAGGGGAGAAGGUUGGGAUAGUUUGAUUGCAGAGAGAAUGGGAAAUGUUGGUUAUACAUUUAACCGGACUGUUUGGAAGAAAAUCCAUAAGAAGACCAGCAAGUUCUGUUUCUUUGAUGAUUACAAUUGGGAUAUUACAAUGUGGGCAACUGUUUAUCCCUCAUUUGGUAAUGCUGUUUUCACGUUACGAGGGCCUAGGACAAGUGCAGUGCACUUUGGAAAGUGUGGUUUGCACCAGGGCCAGGAGGGCCAGAAAGCGUGCAUUGAUAACGGCGUAGUAAACUUUCAAGUGGAAGAUGUAGACAAGGUUGCAAACAUCAAUCCAGACUGGGAAGUGCAAGUCUUUGAGAAUCAGCCCGGGUAUAAAGCUGGGUUCAAGGGUUGGGGAGGUUGGGGUGACAAGAGAGAUCAUCAGUUGUGCUUGAAUUUUGCUCAGAUGUAUCAUUUUUCGUCCUCGUCUGCAAAUCCUCUUUCAAGUACAACAAUACCAGUUCAUCAUUUAGUUGAGAAAAGAGAGAUCAGAGAUGAGGAAAACAAGUGUCUUGGAGUUGACAUAAAGCUCAGGAAUACACUUCUUGUGCUGCGAUCACUCACCGACUUUGCUAGUCUAACUGAAGUUCGAGAUCGGAACGUCGACCAAAUCCUGGACUCCCACACCGACACCGAAUCCUACUUUGACUUUGAACCGAGGCCGAUUUUAAAUCUGUUCCAAAAACUGAAGUCCAAAAUAGAGGCAAUACCUUGGAUAUCUGUCCCUCUCGUCAUUGAUUUUCUUGCUCUUCUUCCUGUCCCACAGGUACUUGCAUCUUUUUGUAAUUUUGGCACCAAUCUGGAAACAAGUAAUUACGUCUGGGAGAACUGUUUUGCAAUUCUUAUUGGACUAAUUGGCUUGCUUCUAUUUUUGUAUCUCAUUGGAAAUGUGCAGACAUAUAUACAGUUGGCAACUACAAAGUCGGUGAAGAUUGCUGAGAAAAACGAAGAAUUAAGACGGACAAGAGUUACUAAGAAGUAUCUAGAAAUGAAAAUGUGGAUGUCAGAUAGAGAUCUGUCCGAGGACACAAAGACAAAAAUCAGGGCGGAGAAAUUCAUAGAUCAACCGGAGGAUCUAAACUUAAUAUGCAGUGCGGGAUUUGAUGCUUUAAACUCUUUGAAGAGUUGUAUAGCCAUGAAAGUUCUAAAGAAAGUGCCCUUGUUUGAGGGUGUCGAUGAAAGUAGUUUGAAACAUAUCACGGGUUACAUGGAACCAGUUAUCUACACCAAGAAUAGCUACAUCCUUCGAGCGGGUGGUCCGUGUACUAUGCUUCUCUUCAUUGUAGAAGGCGUAAUCGAAUUGACCGACAGAACGUCGUCUAACGGUGCCGAAACGAUGACCAAGCGUCUUCAGAAAGGUGACUAUUAUGGAGACGGUGUGCUGGAUUUGGCAUCAUUGAACCUUAAGCUCGGCGCGGGAGUCUGGGAGAAAAGCAAUUCGAACCAAGAUGUCAAAUGUCUUACCAAAGUCGAGGCCUUUCUUACCAAUUUCCGCAUGUUAGAUAACUUUCUAAGAGACUGCAGCAUACGCCUGAAUGACAACGUGAAGCCGACAGUUCCCCCUAACAACACUGAUGAGACAUCAAAUGAGGUAUACAUGCAGUUUUUACUUUUAAAGCUUCGUUACCCUGAACCCUAA